Paecilomyces variotii is the source of this 2711-nucleotide messenger RNA. RefSeq lists its product as hypothetical. NCBI's taxonomy places the organism in Eukaryota, Fungi, Ascomycota, Eurotiomycetes, Eurotiales, Thermoascaceae. The record is from RefSeq and is a predicted model, not a curated record. Bases 138 to 2711 code for a protein of 857 amino acids. The transcript has a single exon.
GCGUGAUAAACAGGCGGCAUACAGCUCGUAAAUUAAUAGGCCAUCCUCAAUCCCUUUCCUCCCUGUCAUAGGGGCAAGGCUGGUCUUAUCGACAGGCCAGUGGCCAUUAUUCACUUGUUUGGCCUUCAACCGCCAAUAUGCUACCUGAAUUCCUGCAGAGUAGUUACGCCCGCUACAAAACAGAUACCAAUACAUUUGCAACAUGGCUACUGGAGACAGCCAACAAAUGUGGCUAUCAACCACCUACCCUCUCGGCCAGCGUUUCUACCGCGAAGAAUGGUAAACGCAAAGGCAAAGGCAACGGCUCCGAUGCAGAUCCGCUUCAUUAUAAUGCGACUACCAAAGAUCUGCAAAAGCUUGCCGAGGUGAUUGCCAGUUCUGGUUUCGCAGUACCCAAGUCAGUUCUCACCAUCGCGGAACGCGCCAUCAAAUUGAGAAAAGCAGUCACCCGCUGGUUCUUGGGCCAGGGCGACUCCACGAGCAAUGAACGUCAUGCUCAUUUCAUCACUGCGCUGGAGCAGAUCUGCAAGACUCUUGAAUGGAAGACCACCCAGCCCUCGAAGCCAGAUGCUAAGCAGCCACCACCGACUUCUGAGGCUCAAAGUGAUGAUGCCGAUGCUGAGAGGUUUCUCAAUAAAUUUGCUGUUCUCACAGUGGAGGAGCCCCGGGAUACUGCGCAAACCCCAUCGAGACCCGCAGAAUCGCAACAGAUCGUUAAGGUGACUGUUGAUGAAGAGGACGAGAAUGAAGCAGCAGAUUCAUAUCUUAGUCAGCUGUUCUUCAAGACCCUAUGUUUACUUCAAGACCUGGACAACAUGCGACAAUUCAUUUCCGUCACCUGGUCGGAGUAUCGAGAUAAGAAAAUCGACCUUAUGAACGCCGCUGUUGUCACCGACAGUGCUUUGCAGCUUGCCCGAGGUCUUGCAGAGGAGGUGGAGGCUGAUUGGCGCACUUCUCGUACGGGGGAAAAGGACCAUGUGCAGAAAGUUGUCUACAAUUACGCUGUUCUUGCCCGCGGCAUUUCUGCGGAACCAUCCGCUGAGAUUGGCCUGCCCUACAACAAGAACAUGGCUGAUGUAGCCAACUGGUGCUAUUUGCCAACUAAGGUCCUGCUUGAGUCUUUCGCAGUUGUUCUCCAGGACGAUCAUCAUCCAGUCUUCAAAAAAGGCCACUUCGGUAUCUAUGAUCCGAAAGCGGACAGAGAGCGGAUGUCUCUGGGUGAGAAAUUCAACGAAGACAAAAUCAUCCUUCUUUCGAUUCUGCCAGAGUUUUGCAUGUUCGACACAUUCAAAAUCCAGAUGCCCGCUGAGGACGUGAUUACUCGAGGCCUUGCUGAAUUUGCUAAAACUAAAACGGUUGAUCUGUGGCUUUGCUUCGCCUCCCAGGUAUUCCUUGAUGUUCAUCAUAUCAUGCGACACAGUACCUUGGGUGCAUUUGGAGACCUUCGAAUGUCUGGACUUCGCAUCCAAAAGACUAUCGAUGACUACCUGCAAUUGUCUAGAACACACCCCCAGCCCAAAUUUUGGCCAAAAGAGGCCGAUGAUGAGAUUCGGAAUAUAAAGUCAGCCGUGAAGGCGUGGGUCAUAGAAGAUACGUUCCAAGACAUUCGAGUCCGGUCGGGACUCGACAGCAUUGGCCCCCCGCCUGAAAAGCAUGCACUCUUAUCGCAGCACGCGAUCCUCUGCGGCUUGAUCCUGUUUAACCUCAAUAUGGGAAUGCAGUACGUUGGCCAGAAGCUCGUCACCCAAUGGUACGACGUUCAACAACUGGCCUUCUUGCACAACCUCGUCAUCAAUACUCCAGGGCACAAAGACCUGAGAUGGCCUGAUAUGGAUGCUUUCAUCAAGAUCCAUGGCGAGUCUCAUAUUUUCGUUGGUUCGCGGCCAAAGAACGCCAAUGAAUCACUGAACAGGCUAAAGUUGGCUACAGGCAUCUCAUCCACUGCCAGGUUCGCCCGCGAUUCUCGGAGCAAAGGAAUCCAUCGCCCUGAUGGCAAGAACGCCCGCUUACUCAAGCCCACCACCGCAGUUGCAAACUUGUUCUUUGCCCGGUACGUCGGCGGUUCUCAGGAAGAUGCCGGGAUUGUACAUAUUGACAGAAUCCUGGACGAGCUUUCGCAGCAGCUUAAUUCGGCCAGCAAGGGGCUUCAGAGGGUCAAUCCAGAAGUCAUGAUUACCCGAAAGUGGUCUCAUACCCGCAACAUUGACACACUGCCGCUUCUCAAGUUCCUGAAGACCAAGUUAUUCGAAGAGGAGCCUGUCAUAUUGUACAAUUACUUCGGCAUGCACAAACGCUCCAUCGAGUUACUCAGGCUGAUCCGAGACAAAGAGCACCAUAAGUUUGCCCAAUAUUUCACGCCGGCGUAUAUGCCUGAUGAGUCUUUCAUAUCAAACAUUGUCAUUCUCAUCCAUAUGGUUGCGGAGGGCUCGGCCCAAAAUGCACGUGACAUGGGACUUGCAUCUCGCAAACUUGGGUUAGUGAGUCGGAUUGUCACGAGCGCUGGCGAGGUGAUGCGGGAAUACUUGAAGAAGAAUGGAGAUGUGGCAUGCAAAGAGCUGAGAGUUUUCUGCAAGAACAAGAAGCCAAUUCAAGACGAUGUUGCUUAUGAUAAGGGCGAAUCGGACAAGCUGGUGUAUUCUAUGCUCAAUCUUGAGGACGUUAUGGGUCCCAAGGCUAUGGCCUCGCUCAUGACUGGGAUCCCGAUAGCCUAG